AUGGCCCAGGGUACAGUGAUCCAUGUGGCCCCAGAGCAGCCCACCUAUGCUGUGUGUGUGCUGGGCACCGAGACUCAGCUGGAUGUCUAUGGCUCUGCCCCCAAGGACUGCACAUCCUUUAGCUUCAAUGCUUCCCCAGGAGUGGUCGUAGAUGUUGCCCACCGCCCUCCAGCCAAGAAGAAUCUCACAGGUUCCUCCAAGUGGCCCCUGGACCCUGGGCUGGAGGUGAGCCUGAAGAUAAGAGCUGCCAGCGAUAGCACAGGUGACCGGAAGGUUCAGAUUUCAUACUAUGGACCCGAGACCACUCCAGUUGAAGUCCUGCUCUACAUCACCGGGGUCGAAAUCUCCUUGAGCGCGGACUUCACUCGCACUGGCAAAAUGAAGUCCACCGGAGGCAGGAAGGACCAGAGGACCUGGACCUGGGGCCCUCAUGGGCAGGGUGCCAUCCUGCUAGUGAACUGUGACAGAGACAAUCCCAAAUCUUCCACUGUGGACUGCAAGGAUGACCAGCUUGACAGCAAAGACCUGAAGGACAUGUCCUUGGUGACCCUGAGCACGAAGACCCCCAGGGACUUCAGCAAGCACCAGCUGGUGCUCCAUGUGGCCAAGUCUGAGAUGGAUAAAGUCAGGUGUUUCGAGCCAAUGGUGAACAAACAGCCCUCCAGGUACGGCAUGAUCCUGGGGCCACAGCAUCCCUCUCACCUGCUGGAGCUCCAGGGUGGCCAUCACAGCACAGACUUCUAUGUGGAGGGCCUGGCUUUCCCAGACGCCAGCUUCCCAGGGCUCACUUCCCUCAAUGUCUCCCUGCUGGACACGAGCUCCCCCAAGGCCCUGGUUUUCCAAGACAGCGUGGUCUUCCAUGUGGCCCCCUGGAUCAUGACCCCCAACACUCUCCCCGAGGAGGUGUAUGUGUGCAGGUUAUUUGAAAAUGAGGAUUUCCUGAAGUCAGUGGCUGCUCUGGCCAAGAAAGCCAGGUGCAGGCUGAUGGUCUGUGCCAAGGAAGAGAGCAUGAAUGACCGGUGGAUGCAGGAUGAGAUGGAGAUCAGCUACGUCCAAGCCCCGCACAAAGCGCUGCCCGUGGUCUUUGCCUCCCCAAGGAACAGAGGCCUGAAGGAUUUCCCCAUCAAAGGCAUGCUGGAAAGCCAGGACACGCACCAGGACCUGCAGGAUUUCCUCAGUGCCCAGCAGGUGCAGGCCCCUGUGAAACUCUACUCUGACUGGCUGUCUGUGGGCCACGUGGAUGAGUUCCUGAGCUUCGUUCCAGUGCACAAGAAGGGCUUCUGGCUGCUCCUGGCCAGCCCCAGGUCCUGCUACAAACUGUUCCAGGAGCAAAUGAAGGAAGGCCAUGGGGAGGCUCUGCUGUUCCAAGGGGUCAAGAACAAAACCCAGCAGAAAAUAAAGGACAUUCUGUCAAACGAGAAACUGAGAGAACAUAAUUCAUAUGUGGAGAAAUGCAUCGACUGGAAGGAGCUGGGCGUGACGGAAGGGGACAUCGUGGACAUCCCCCAGCUCUUCAAGCUCCAGAAAGGCUUCAAAGGGACCCUCAAGGUGGAAGCCUUUUUCCCAAACAUGGUGAACAUGCUGGUGCUGGGGAAGCACCUGGGCAUCCCCAAGCCCUUCGGGCCCAUCAUCAACGGCCGCUGUUGCCUGGAGGAGAAGGUGCGGUCCCUGCUGGAGCCGCUGGGCCUCCACUGCACCUUCAUCGAUGACUUCUACACCUACCACGUUCAGCAGGGGGACGUGCACUGCGGCGCCAACGUGCGCCGGCAGCCCUUCUCCUUCAAGUGGUGGUGCGUGGUGCCCUGA
Messenger RNA from Delphinapterus leucas (beluga whale), 1806 nucleotides. It is a transcript of the gene PADI4, whose product is annotated as peptidyl arginine deiminase 4. Lineage: Eukaryota; Metazoa; Chordata; Mammalia; Artiodactyla; Monodontidae. Gene Ontology annotation, cellular component: cytoplasm; nucleus. Gene Ontology annotation, molecular function: histone arginine deiminase activity; calcium ion binding. The record is from RefSeq and is a predicted model, not a curated record. Gene Ontology annotation, biological process: chromatin remodeling.